GCGAAGGGGAAGCAAAUGGGGGAUGUUGCAGAUAUUCUAGGGGGGGCCCGUCGACCUCAAGUCUCUGAGCGUGAAAGCCUGCUAAUGGAGACUGGGCCAAAAGCAGGCGGCACCGGGGGAGCGGGAGGGAACAAAGGGAAACGGAAACCUGCAGGGAUGAGCCGCGAAGUCUUCAAUUUGAUCGGAAAAGAGGGCAUGGCCCCGGUUGUGGUGAGCAAGAAGGCGAUAGGACUCAAGGACAAGAGGGAGGGCACAGCGCGGACCCGAUGGAUUUGGACAACUUUCAAAAAUUCAGCACGAAAAGACCAGGAUAAGCCCGAGGGAGGAGAAGAGGAAGGAAAGGAGGGGGAGAAUAGCGGCACGCGCAAAGGAGGAAUCUUCUAUCACUGGGUAAAAGCUGCGACAGACUACCCCGACUACCCUUUCGCACGCUUUAAUGUGCAGACACCUGCGGUGGAGUUCACGGACGCGGAGUAUAAGACGUGUUUGGCUGAGGGUGGCAAAGGCGCAGGAUGGAGCAAAGAGGAAACGAGAGUCCUAUUGGAGCUAUGUCAACGCUUUGACCUUAGGUGGCCGAUUAUAUAUGAUCGCUUUCCUGAUGCCGUCGCUGAGUCCGUCGCAGGGUCGCCUGGGGGACCCCGCGAGCCUGCACAGAAGGAGGUUGAAGGGCAGGAAGGCAAAGAGGAAGGGAAGGAGGAAGGGGAAAAGGAAGGGAAGGAGGA
Nannochloropsis gaditana CCMP526 is the source of this 722-nucleotide messenger RNA. Its product is annotated as dna methyltransferase 1-associated protein 1. Gene Ontology annotation, molecular function: transcription corepressor activity. Gene Ontology annotation, cellular component: NuA4 histone acetyltransferase complex; Swr1 complex. Gene Ontology annotation, biological process: DNA repair; negative regulation of transcription by RNA polymerase II; chromatin remodeling. The annotation marks the transcript as partial. The transcript has a single exon. The record is from RefSeq and is a predicted model, not a curated record.